Messenger RNA from Brassica napus (rape), 1629 nucleotides. RefSeq names its product glycine-rich protein DOT1. Gene Ontology annotation, molecular function: RNA binding. Bases 342 to 1526 code for a protein of 394 amino acids. The transcript is spliced from 8 exons. NCBI's taxonomy places the organism in Eukaryota, Viridiplantae, Streptophyta, Magnoliopsida, Brassicales, Brassicaceae. The record is from RefSeq and is a predicted model, not a curated record.
UAAAAAAAUCUUGUUAUCAACGAUUCGCGGCGGUUAAGAUGGAGAUAAACUAUGGAAUAAUCUGGACCGUUGGUGUUAAUCACGCGCGAGUAAUAAAAGAGAUGAUACGAUGUCCCAUGAAAAUCGGAUCCGGAUCCGAAAAAAGCUGACCCGUUUUUGAAGCGGUUCCCGAAGCAUAUACCGUUUUGGGCCCAGUCAACAGUACAAGGCUCUUUGGUGUCGCUUCGUAUAAUCAGUCAUCGGCCUUUCCCGAUGCUGUUCAAAGUCAUAGAGGGUUUAUUAAUGCUUUCACUCUCACUUUCACUCUCACUCACACUCUCACUCACACUCGUCCUGCUCCAAUGGAGAGAUACAGUAGAGUGGAGAAACCAAAACUAGGUUCUCCGAUCAACGAGAACGAGAUCCGUAUCACCAGCGUUGGACUUAUUCGUAACUACAUCAGCUAUGCCAUCACUCUUCUUCAUGAGAAAGGUGCGAAGGAGAUUGUGUUGAAGGCGAUGGGGCAGGCGAUCAGCAAGACGGUGACAAUCUCUGAGAUACUCAAAAGUAAAGUUCCAGGCUUGCAUCAAGAUGUUAAUAUCAGUUCUAUGAGCAUUACUGAUGUGUUUGAGCCUAUUGAGGAAGGUCUUUUACCGGUGGAGGUGAUACGUCAUGUUUCCAUGAUUUCAAUCACAUUGUCUUUGAGUGAGCUUAAUCAGGACUCUCCUGGGUACCAAGCUCCAGCACAGAUAGAUCAGUCUAAGCCUCUAUAUCAGCCAAAUCAAGCCCGUCUUCCUUACAAUGCUUACCGUGAAGAUUCUUAUGGUCGAGGUAGGGGACGUGGCAGGGGAAGAGGUGGAUAUGGAAACUACAAAGGGGGUUAUCAAGGGAAGUACAACCAAGGGAACUAUCAAGAAGAUUAUCAAGAAAAUGAUGGCGGGUAUUCAAACCGGGGCAGGGGUCGUGGUCUUGGACGGAGCUAUGGCUAUCGUGGUGCUGGAUAUGGUGGUGGCAGAGAUAGUGGUUAUGGUGGUGGCAGAGAUAGUGGGUAUGGUGGUGGUCGAGAUGGCGGGUAUGGUGGUGGCAGAGCCGGUUAUGGUGGUCGCAGAUAUGGCGGAUACGGUGGAGGCAGAGACCAUGCAUACGGUGGAGGCAGAGACCAUGCAUACGGUGGAGGCAAAAACCAGGGAUAUGGUGGAGGCAGAGACCAGGGAUACGGUGGAGGCAGAGACCAGUCCUACGGUGGAGGCAAAGAACAGGGAUACGGUGGAGGAAGAGAAGAGGGAUUUAGAGGAAGAAGAGGUGGGUUUCGAGGUGGUAGAGGUGACAGGUUUGUUGGAGGUAGAGAUGAUGGAUAUGGUGGAGGCAGAGGUGGAUAUGGUAGAUACGAAGACCAAGGUGAUGGAUAUGGAGGAGGAGGCCAAGGCGACAUGUAUAAGGGAGGUCGAGGCGGAUAUGGUGGAGGCAGAGGCUAUGGUCGUGGACGUGGAAGGAUGGGUAAUGAUGGUCGUUCAAGAGGUGGUGCUAGUAACCAGAAGCAAGCCUAAGUUGUUUCUUAUCCAUUCUCUAAGCUAAAUGGGCAAAUUUGCUUCUCUGCUUUUUUUUUACGUAAAACUUUUAGCACAAUCAUGUUAGUUUUUCUAAGUCUCC